GCUGCAACUUUCUUCCGGUAAAGGAAACAACAACGUUGCUGAGAAGAUGGCAGAGAUCGGGGAAGACGAGCUUAAAAAGCUCGAAUAUUUGUCUUUGGUGUCUAAAGUUUGUACUGAGCUUGACAACCAUUUAGGAAUCAACGAUAAGGACCUUGCUGAGUUUGUUAUCAGUCUUGCUGAGAAAAACCCAACCAUUGAUGGAUUUAAGUCAGUGCUGCAUAAAAAUGGAGCCGAUUUCACAGAUUCACUCGUCAGCAAUUUGCUUCGUCUCAUUCAAACCAUGCGUCCUCCUGCAAAAGUAUCUACCAGUAAAGCCUCUCAUGCUGUGGCUAAGCCAAAGAGUGAAAAGGACAAGCUGAAAGAGCUGUUUCCAGCUUUGUGCAGACCCGACAAUCCUUGUACUAGGAAUAUGCUGGAUGAGGAUGAUGUGAAAGUUGCUGCUGAUGCCAUGAAAGAGUUGGAGAUGUUUAUGCCCAGUGUUAGCGGUACAGAACCUAGCAGCAGUAAACACAGAUCUGAAACCGGCAACAGCAGUAAAAAGAAGCGGAGGAGCAGAAGUCGGAGCAGAGACAGAGAUAGAGACAGAGAUAGAGAUAGGGACAGGGAUAGGGAUAGGGAAAGAGACAGAGACAGACGGAGACGCCAUCGCUCUCGCUCCCGUUCCAGAUCUCGAUCUAAUGAGCGAGACCGAAGGAAGCGCAGAAGCCGCUGGCACUCUCGCAGCAGGUCCAGGAGUCCUGCCCGUGGAGACAAAGACAAAGGUUCAGACCGCUGGAAGGACAAACAUGUGGACCGGCCCCCUCCAGAGGAACCGUCCGUGGGGGAUAUCUACAAUGGCAAAGUCACCAGUAUUAUGCAGUUUGGCUGCUUUGUACAGUUGGAAGGCCUCAGGAAACGUUGGGAAGGCUUGGUCCAUAUUUCUGAGUUAAGGAGAGAGGGUCGAGUAGCAAAUGUGGCAGAUGUGGUCAGCAAAGGUCAAAGGGUCAAAGUCAAGGUGUUGUCCUUCACUGGAUCCAAAACAAGUCUGAGUAUGAAGGAUGUUGACCAGGAUACUGGUGAAGACUUGAACCCUAACAGGAGGAGAAAUGUGGGCGGAGAAGGUCAGGAAGAGUCCACAAUGAGGAAUCCUGAUAGACCUACAAACCUGAACCUGGGGCACGCUCCAGAGGUAGAGGAUGACACACUGGAACGCAAAAGACUCACCAAGAUCUCUGAUCCAGAGAAGUGGGAAAUUAAACAGAUGAUUGCUGCCAAUGUGUUGUCUAAAGAGGAAUUCCCAGACUUUGAUGAAGAGACGGGAAUUUUGCCUAAAGUAGAUGAUGAAGAAGAUGAGGACUUGGAGAUUGAGCUGGUGGAAGAGGAACCUCCAUUCCUCAGGGGACAUACCAAACAGAGCAUGGACAUGAGUCCUGUCAAGAUUGUCAAGAACCCAGAUGGAUCUCUCUCCCAAGCAGCCAUGAUGCAGAGCGCCCUGGCCAAAGAGCGACGGGAAGUGAAACAGGCCCAACGGGAGGCUGAAAUGGACUCAAUCCCAAUGGGCCUUAACAAACAUUGGGUGGACCCCCUUCCUGACGCCGACGGCAGGCAGAUAGCUGCCAACAUGAGGGGCAUAGGUAUGAUGCCCAACGACAUCCCAGAAUGGAAGAAACACGCUUUUGGUGGCAACAAGGCCUCCUAUGGGAAAAAGACUCAACUAUCCAUCCUAGAGCAAAGAGAGAGUCUUCCUAUCUAUAAGCUGAAAGAGCAGCUCAUUCAGGCUGUCCAUGACAACCAGAUCCUAAUUGUGAUCGGUGAGACGGGCUCAGGAAAGACCACUCAGAUCACUCAGUACCUAGCUGAGGCUGGAUACACCACACGGGGGAAGAUCGGGUGCACACAACCCAGAAGAGUGGCAGCCAUGUCUGUGGCUAAAAGAGUGUCAGAGGAGUACGGUUGUUGUUUGGGUCAAGAGGUUGGCUACACCAUCCGUUUUGAGGACUGCACAAGUCCUGAGACUGUCAUCAAGUACAUGACGGACGGUAUGCUGUUAAGAGAGUGUCUUAUUGACCCUGAUUUGGGCCAGUAUGCCAUCAUUAUGUUGGAUGAGGCCCACGAGAGAACCAUUCACACAGAUGUGCUCUUUGGCCUGCUCAAGAAGACUGUACAGAAGCGAACUGACAUGAAGCUCAUCGUGACAUCUGCUACGCUGGACGCUGUGAAAUUCUCACAGUAUUUUUAUGAGGCACCUAUUUUUACUAUCCCUGGCCGUACAUAUCCAGUGGAGGUUUUGUACACUAAAGAACCUGAGACUGACUAUCUGGAUGCCAGUCUGAUUACAGUAAUGCAGAUUCACCUCACUGAGCCGCCAGGUGACAUCUUGGUGUUUCUGACGGGUCAAGAGGAGAUUGACACUGCCUGCGAGAUCCUAUAUGAACGAAUGAAAUCCCUCGGUCCUGAUGUCCCAGAGCUGAUCAUCCUCCCAGUCUACUCUGCCCUGCCCAGUGAAAUGCAGACCAGGAUCUUUGACCCAGCACCACCUGGAAGUAGAAAGGUGGUCAUUGCUACUAACAUUGCAGAAACGUCUUUGACAAUUGAUGGGAUCUACUAUGUGGUGGAUCCAGGUUUUGUCAAGCAGAAGGUUUAUAACUCCAAAACCGGCAUUGAUCAGCUAGUUGUUACUCCCAUCUCCCAGGCCCAGGCUAAGCAGCGAGCAGGCAGAGCUGGUAGAACAGGCCCUGGGAAGUGCUACAGACUCUACACAGAACGUGCCUACAGAGAUGAGAUGCUCACCACCAACGUACCUGAGAUUCAAAGAACUAACUUGGCCAGCACUGUACUGUCUCUAAAGGCAAUGGGCAUCAAUGACCUGUUGUCAUUUGAUUUCAUGGAUGCUCCGCCCAUGGAAACUCUCAUCACAGCCAUGGAGCAACUGUACACUCUGGGAGCAUUGGAUGAUGAAGGCUUGCUUACACGCCUCGGUCGCAGAAUGGCUGAGUUUCCUUUGGAGCCCAUGCUUUGUAAGAUGUUGAUUAUGUCCGUCCAUCUUGGCUGCAGUGAAGAGAUGCUGACCAUUGUGUCAAUGCUCUCAGUACAGAAUGUUUUCUACAGACCAAAGGACAAACAAGCUCUGGCAGACCAGAAGAAGGCUAAGUUUCACCAGCCCGAGGGGGACCACCUGACUUUGUUGGCUGUUUACAACUCCUGGAAGAACAACAAGUUUUCCAACCCCUGGUGCUAUGAAAACUUCAUCCAGGCGCGAUCUCUCAGGCGUGCACAGGAUAUCCGCAAACAGAUGCUGGGCAUCAUGGACAGACACAAAUUGGACGUGGUAUCAUGCGGUAAAGCCACAGUACGUGUACAGAAGGCCAUCUGCAGUGGUUUCUUCCGAAACGCAGCCAAAAAGGACCCUCAAGAAGGUUACAGGACCCUCAUAGACCAGCAGGUGGUCUACAUCCACCCCUCGAGCGCAUUGUUCAAUCGCCAACCAGAAUGGGUGGUGUAUCAUGAGCUUGUGCUGACCACUAAGGAGUACAUGAGGGAGGUGACCACCAUCGACCCGAGGUGGCUUGUAGAAUUUGCUCCAGCUUUCUUCAAAGUCUCUGAUCCCACACGCCUCAGCAAACAGAAGAAACAGCAGCGGUUGGAGCCCCUUUACAACCGCUACGAGGAACCAAAUGCUUGGAGAAUAUCCAGAGCCUUCAGGCGACGCUAGAACUUUCACACAAGGUCCUCAAAGACUGCGAAUGUCCCAUACUGCUGCUGAGCAAAAGGUUGAGUUUGUGGUGUUGGCAGAGUGGAGGAUUACAUGGACGGAGACUAAACAUGUGUAGAAAAAAGAAAAAAACCCAAGGUGCCCUAUUUUUUUUUUUUUUAAAAGAUAAUAUCCAGUAUGUGAACAGCAUGUUUGAAUUUAAUCGAUGUUCCCUCAAAAAUUAAAGCAGGUGUAAUUUUCUGUUUAGUUUCCAUGUUACCAUUUAAUUUUUUUAUUGUCAUUUUGGAUAUGGAUGUCAGCAAUUUGUAUUUAAACUAUCCCUAACUUUGUAUUAAAGAAGCAAAAACCUAAGACAUCAAAAUAUGAGAUUAUAUUAUCUCUGCUGUGAAGACCUGUAUCAGAUGCCAAAUCCAGUUAUUUUGAUUUUUUUUUUUUUUUUCUUAACAAGCCAUCCCUUUAACAUAACAAAUCAGUUAUUUGCAUUUGUAUAGCACAACUCCUUUCCCAGAUUCUCCGGAACAGCCCAUGUGUUGUAGAAUGUGUGGACAGCACAUCCGUCUGGUCAGUAGAUGUUGAUCACUGUGCUGAGAGGGAAAGGGUUUUCAUUAAUUCAGUUAGUUCCUCUGUGGUGGUCUGGUCAUGUAUAAUUGAACAGGAUGUUAAGUCACUUUCACUAUCAUACACAGAUCUCAUCCUUAUUUGGGACCUCUCUUCUGUUUUAAUGUUUAAAUUACCAACUCCGAACAGGAUCAGUGCAUUGGACCACAGUGAAGAUUUUGUAUUAUAGCUCUUUUAUUAGAGGAAGUGAUGGGGGAUGGAAAUGUCCUAAAGUUUUUGAUAUUGUUACAGCUUAUGUUCUGUCAUAUCUUUCAGUCAUUUUGAUGUAAACUUAAAUUAAAAUUUAAAUCUUACUUUUAAAAAGUA
Molecule: messenger RNA, 4615 nt
Organism: Puntigrus tetrazona (Sumatra barb)
Lineage: Eukaryota; Metazoa; Chordata; Actinopteri; Cypriniformes; Cyprinidae
Gene: dhx8
Product: DEAH (Asp-Glu-Ala-His) box polypeptide 8
Exons: 23
Coding region: 47-3691 (1214 amino acids)
Biological process (GO): spliceosomal complex disassembly; mRNA splicing, via spliceosome
Cellular component (GO): catalytic step 2 spliceosome; intracellular anatomical structure
Molecular function (GO): RNA helicase activity; ATP binding; RNA binding
Source: RefSeq, a predicted model, not a curated record